AUGGCAUCAGAAAUGAAGGAAGGGGUGGACAGCCAGCGAAAGCCUGCCAUAACCCGCUCUGACCACAAUACUGAAGCUGCGGCUGGGAGCACGAGUCCCGAUGCGCAACCGCAGCAACAGCUGUCUGCCUUCAAAGGCCUCGGUGUUCUAGAUCGCUUCCUAGCCCUGUGGAUUUUCCUUGCAAUGGCAAUCGGUAUCAUCUUAGGCAACUUUGUUCCAGAGACCGGGCCAGCCUUGCAGAAGGGCAAGUUUGUGGGCGUUUCGGCGCCCAUUGCUGUUGGUUUACUCGUCAUGAUGUAUCCUAUUCUCUGCAAAGUGCGAUAUGAAUCGCUGCACGAGCUCUUUUCCCACAGAGAGAUGUGGAAGCAGAUCUGUUUUAGCAUCUUCGUCAACUGGAUUCUCGCUCCCUUCCUUAUGCUCGCUCUCGCUUGGGCUUUCCUCCCUGACAAGUCAGAACUUCGCACUGGUCUCAUUCUCGUGGGCUUGGGGAGAUGUAUUGCGAUGGUCGGUUCCCCCGUCACCUCCAGACAAUUUUACCAAGUUGACAAUAUUUCCUUUCAGGUCCUCAUUUGGAACGGUCUCGCGGGGGGCAACGAUGAGUACUGUGCCAUCCUCGUCGCUAUCAACUCGAUACUACAGAUGGUCCUCUUUGCGCCCUUGGCCAUCUUCUUCAUCCGUAUAAUCAGUCACGAGUCGGGUACGGUUGAUAUACCCUACAGCAUUGUUGCCACAAGUGUGGCUGUUUUCCUGGGCAUCCCCCUUGGAGCAGCCAUCAUUACAAGAGUUGUGCUUCGCAAGGUCGCUGGAGCAGAUUGGUUUCGGCAGACCUUUCUCAAGUUCCUCGCCCCUUGGUCCCUAAUUGGCCUGCUCUACACCAUUCUAGUUCUGUUCGCAUCCCAAGGCCGACAAGUUGUUCACCAGAUUGUAUCCGUCGUCCGGGUAGCUGCACCGCUAAUUGUGUAUUUCGUGUUGAUCUUCUUUGUCACCUUGUGGGUUAGCAGACUCCUCGGCUUCCGAUUCCCCAUGGUAGUAACACAGAGUUUUACCGCCGCAAGUAACAACUUUGAGUUGUCGAUCGCUGUAGCGGUGGCGACUUUUGGCCCCGACAGCGACCAGGCUUUGGCAUCCACCGUUGGCCCGCUCAUCGAGGUGCCGGUGUUAAUGUGCUUGGUAUAUGCUGUUCGCUGGAUGGCCAACAGAUGGGGUUGGAAGUAA
This is a messenger RNA of Clonostachys rhizophaga, 1215 nucleotides long. Lineage: Eukaryota; Fungi; Ascomycota; Sordariomycetes; Hypocreales; Bionectriaceae. The record is from the annotation of a GenBank genome assembly.